Ixodes scapularis (black-legged tick) is the source of this 432-nucleotide messenger RNA. RefSeq lists its product as uncharacterized. NCBI's taxonomy places the organism in Eukaryota, Metazoa, Arthropoda, Arachnida, Ixodida, Ixodidae. Bases 1 to 432 code for a protein of 143 amino acids. The record is from RefSeq and is a predicted model, not a curated record. The transcript has a single exon.
AUGUCCGAACCGUCGCCGUCUCUUCCGAACAACGACGUCAAAAAGAACUGUCUGUUUAAAGACGACGACGACGACGACGAGACCGUCGUGUGCCUGUGCUCAAAUUGUGAUAGGUGUGACGACGACGACUACAGAGAAGAGACGCCGACUGAUUCGGACUUGGACUUUAUAAAUGACGGCGUCAUCUCCAUUCACACGGCAACCUCUUCUUCCAGUGACGAGGAAGACGACGAUGACGACAGCGUCAAGUGUGUCUACGUGAACCGGCGUCGUGGACGAAUUAUAACGAGCGACGACGAAGAUGACGACAGCGUCAAGUGUGUCUACGUGAAACGAAGUCGUCGACGAAUUAUAACGAGCGACGACGAAGAAGACGAAGAAGCAUCUACGCCAAAGAAAAUUCUAGUCGACGGAACUAGUAGUGAAAAAUAA